This is a messenger RNA of Lingula anatina, 9112 nucleotides long. Its product is annotated as sacsin-like. The record is from RefSeq and is a predicted model, not a curated record. Gene Ontology annotation, molecular function: Hsp70 protein binding. Lineage: Eukaryota; Metazoa; Brachiopoda; Lingulata; Lingulida; Lingulidae.
CAAGAUAAGGUUCCUAGAAUUGUGUUGCGUCGUAUUUUCACUUUGAGCUCGACGGUGACAGAGGAGAGAUUGCAAGAUUAGGCCCUGAUGAGUCAUAAAGUGCGUGGAGGUGAUGUGAUGUCCAAAGACAAACAAAAAUAAUUAACUUCUGCUGAUUCAAAUAAAAAUGGCUGACCGUGGUUUUGGGAUUCGGACGCCAUCUUUAAUUGAGCAGCUGAGAGCAGUAUUAGACCAAUAUCCAGAUGAUGGGCAGAUUCUGAAGGAAUUAAUCCAGAAUGCUGAGGACGCUGGAGCAAAAUCUGUGAAAUUUGUCAAUGACAGACGCCAGUUUUCUGCAGAGUCUUUGUAUCAACCAGAUUUGAAGAUAUUUCAGGGUCCAGCUCUGUAUGCCUACAAUGAUGCUGUUUUUGGUGAUGCUGACUGGGACAGAAUAGGAGCCAUCCACAAUAGUAGCAAGAAAGAUGAUCCACUAAAAGUUGGAAAAUUUGGGUUGGGGUUCAAGUCUGUCUUUCACAUGACAGAUUUACCAAGCGUAAUAAGUGGAGACAAGAUAGGAUUCCUAGAUCCACAUGAAAAAUUCUUUGGUCUCAGGACAACAGGGAAGCAAUGGCAUCUUGAAAAUGAUGAGGAAGAAAUCUCUUCUUUGCCUGAUCAGUUUGAACCAUUUGUGGGGAUUUUUGGUGGCCGUGACAUAACAUUCAGUGGUGAAGUUUAUAAGGGAACACUGUUUCGCUUUCCACUCAGGACAGGUUUACAAGAUCCCUCUCAAUUCUGUUCACAAUUGUCAGAGCAGAUAUAUGCAUCAGAAAAAAUUGACAGUUUGUUCAGAUCUUUCAUGACAUGUGCAUAUAUGAACCUUUUGUUUUUGUCAUCACUGGAAAGCAUUGAAUUGUAUGAAAGAACAGAAGGAAGUGAGAAACCAGAGUUAAUCUUUAGGUUGGCAUUACAUAAAAAGUGCAUCAAAGGUGUGAGAUCAAAGCGUAGAGAGUUUUUGUCAGAAAUUGCUAAGGUGCGACAAACCAAUGAGUGGCCAGAAAAACCAAUUCAGUCCACGUAUGAGCUCCAAUUCACAGAGACGACAUAUAUCCACCAAUCAGCUGCCUCCACACCUCCCCCUUCGAAGAAGGCCAAAAAGUCUGUUGACAAAACUUCUAAGACGACCAAAUGGAUGCUAACAAACCACUUUUCUGGAGGCCAAGUGAGUUUGCAGUUUAAAGAACUGGCAAAUGAUUCAAAACUGGGUUACCUUCCAUGGGUGGCUGUUGCUAUGUGUUGUAGCACAAAGGACGAACCAUUUCAACAAGUCAAACAGAAGCCCCAACAACCGAAGGGCCACUUCUUCUGUUUCCUACCGCUCCCACUUGAAGAAAAAAGUGUGACUGGUCUACCAGUUCACAUCAGCGGGUUCUUUGCACUCAGCCAAAAUCGCAGACAACUGAAAUGGCUCACUGCCGACCAAGAUAGGUCUGCCCUGACUGAUAAAGCUCUUCUGUGGAACAUCUAUUUGGUUGAAGAAGCAGUUUCAGUGGCGUAUGCAGAACUCCUAAAUUGUGCCAUUCUCGCAGGCUUUUCACCAAUGUGCGUUUAUAAUGCAAUGCCAGACUGCAGUUUAACUGAUCCCAAAUUUGAAAAAAUGGUCACACUUAUGUACAGAGUGACUCUAAGGAGGCAAUCAUUUUAUAGCCCAACAACCGACACCUCUUUCUCUGCCAGUAAAUGGCACAAUGCCAGUGAAGUCUUGUUCAAUGAUUUAAGCCCUAACAUUGACAAUGUUGAAGAUCUUGUGAAUGUUCUCAUGCAAAGUGGCGAAAAGAUUUGCACAGUCCUAUCACAUGUGGAAGAAGCAUUACAAAAGCAUGAAAUGAAAAUUACAAAGAUUCAGCCAGGAGAUGUGCGCACUGCUCUAAAGAAACCAAAUGUGUCCACCUGGGUAGACAGCCUCUCAUUUGACAAAAAGAUGUCCAUCUUAAAGUACAUCCUCUCUGAUUCAUCCUAUGGUGAUAUAAUUGAUAUCAAACUUUUGCCCCGAUGUGACCAGGUUUUUGUUAGCUUCCAGUCCAGUGCAAGUAAUGCAGUGUAUAUUCCAACCAAGGAUCAUCCAAAAGACCUUCUCCCCGGGUUGACCCACAGCUUAUUGGAGACUGAGAGAGUUCCAUCUGAGGUUGCAGCACAUCUCGAAAAGAUGGCAGCUUUAGGAUUAACCCAGUUGAAAUUUCUAGACAAGACUUCAAUGGCUGAAUUGAUCAGAAGACUCUUCGACCCCUGCAGAGACAACACCAAGGACUGGGAUCCUCAGACCACUAACCAUCCUACUCAUGGCUGGCUUCAGAUGGCAUGGGAGUACCUGACCCGUCAAUUCCCUGACAAUCUCUCCAGGUUUGAAGACUUGCACAUUCUUAUUGAUCUGUCUUCUUGUAGAAUUGUGAAGCUGAGUUCUGGCUUACCUGCUUUGAUAACUUUUUGGCAAGGGGACAGACUUGAUGAUGGUUUAGCUAAGUGGCUUAAAGCAUUGGGGGUAAUUGUAUUUAAGAAUCUCCCCAAAUUUAUUGAAGAUCACCAUGCUGUUGUACCAAAAUACAUAAGUCCUCCAACACCUGAAGGUGUUUUACAGGCUCUUUCAAAUGUGCAGACCCAAACCAACUUAGAAAAGAUAAAAGAAUGGCCAUUGGCAGAGAAGGAUAAGCUCAGAAAGCUUGUCUCUGAAGCCUCUGCACAAGACAUAAAGUCACACAAGGAAUUGCUUAAGGAACUUCCAAUCUUUAUGUCGGUUGGUGGAACAGAAUACUCUGAUCCUCAAAGUUCUGGCAACAGAGUUUCUCUCCAUGAAGCAUCCUGGGUUUUACAUCAAAGUCCAAGCUUUUCAUUACGCAGGAAGUUUAUCGAAGCAUCAGGAACAGACUCUGAAAUGCUAGUUCAGCAAUUAGGAAUGAUAAUUUUGGACACAAAUGACUUGCUAAGAGAAAUUGUUUUAAAAGACAUUAAGUGGUACCAGGAAAGCGGAGAGAUUGAUCUUUUGAUGAAGCAGGUACUGACCAUCAACAUGAAUGAAGAUGAAGAUAUAUACCAGAUGGUGAGAGGCAUUUCUUUUGUUCCAAAUGAAUCAGGAGAGAGAUUUACAGCAAGCCAAUUGUUUGAUCACCAUGAUUCAGUUGUAUUUGAUCUCUUUCAUGGGGUAUGUGACAUCUUUCCAAUUGGACAGUAUAAGGAUGAUCUACAAUUACAUGCAGCUCUGAAGAGGUUAGGACUGAAGACAGAAAGAGAACAAAUAACAGCAGAGGACAUUUAUAAGGCAGCUGAGUACGUUCAAAACGUGUCUGCUGAGGGAUCGGCCAUGCAAAACUUUUUGAUUGAUAAAUCAGAUGCAAUUAUGACCAUAUUGAGAUCCAGACCAACUAUAUUAAAGCAUAGCCUAGAAAAUGGAAACACGCUCUCAGGCAGUUUGAAAAGAACCAGGUUUAUCAAGGUCAAGCCAAGGCCAGAGAAUUAUCCCAAUUCUUUGCCUUGGUGUCCAUCAGAUUGCACCUUUUUAAGUCCAAGUGAGUUAUGCAGCAGUGUCUAUGAAAAAGUGAUAGGUUCUGUGGAGCAUGUCUCUGAUGAGGUUGUGGAUGAAGAGAUCGCCAGGGAAUUUGGAUGGAAUGAAAGGCCCACUUUGUCAAAAGUCAUAGCCCAGUUAGAACAGGUAGUAAGCCAUUACACAAGCAAAGAAAAGGGUCUAUUUCUGCCAAUGAUUCUAGAUAUCUAUGGAGAAUUGUUUCAUCCAGUUAGGGGGGAUGUUCCCUACGACGGCCUUAAAUCCAGCUCACAGAAAUGGAUCUGGAAUGGAGAUGGGUUUUCCUCAUCAAAAGAUGUUGUCCCUGGUAUUCCUCCAGAACUGCAAGGGAUUCAGCUGCACCCUCAUUUGUUUGUCCUUCCAAAAGAAGUAGAGCAAUUCAGCGAACAAUUUUCCCAGUAUGGUGUAGAACCAAAAGAUAAACUUGAAAUCAUUCUGCAGGUGCAAAGCAAUAUCCAAAUCAAAUACCAACAAGAAAGGGUCCAGUCUCAGAUAACCAACAGCAACGCUGCAGAUCUUGAUGCACAGAGAGAUCUUCAGACCAUUAUUGAUCUGUUGCACAUUGUUGAGUCAAUGGACGAGGUGACAAUAUCCCAACUGCAAGAUGAGCUCUUAGUGCCUGUUCAUAGUGACGACAAAUCUACCCUCAUCCUUAAGCCAGUCUCCCAGUGCACUUACUGUGAUAUGGAUUGGCUACAGCAAGGGUAUGAUGUCACUGAUAUUAGUGAUGAAGAAACAGAAUCUAUCUUCUUUGUCCAUGAGCAUGUCUCAAUGCAAACUAGUGAAAAAUUACGUGUGCCAACUCUUAUGAGUCGUAUUUUAGAUGUAGAAGAGUUGGACAUGAACUAUGGCCAGUCUGAGCCACUGACAUGUCGCCUUCACAAUCUGCUUAAGGAAGGCUACACAGAUGGGUUUUCUGUCCCUAAGGAACUUAUUCAAAAUGCUGAUGAUGCAGGAGCCCAAGAAGUGAAGUUUCUGUAUGACCAGAGAAGAAAUGAAGAUGCCCAGACAUGCUUGAUAGAUGAGGGAAUGCGAAGUUGCCAAGGACCUGCUCUCUGGGCCUAUAAUGAUGCUGUGUUCACAGAAGAAGAUUUCAAAAACCUUGUUAAGCUGGGGGCUGCAACCAAAGAAAAGAUGAGUGACAAAAUUGGCAAAUUUGGACUUGGGUUCAAUGCAGUCUACAAUCUAACUGAUGUCCCAAGUUUCAUUAGCAGUAACAGUAUAGCCAUCUUUGAUCCGCAUAUGAAACACUUGGGAAGAGCAGCAAGAUCAAAACCUGGAAUUAAGAUUAAUAUAAAAAACAGAAAAAAGCUUCAGAAGUUGAAGAACCAAUUCAAGCCUUUUAAUGGGAUUUUUGGCUGCAAUCUUGAUUCCACUGCCAAAUCUUGCAUAUUUAGCUACAAUGCAACAUUAUUUAGAUUUCCUCUACGAACAAAGGAGCAAUCCUAUAAAAGUGAGAUCAGCGAUGUGCAUUAUGAUGAAAAACAAGUGCAAUUGCUUCUUCAGAAAUUGGUCGAUUCAUCUUCAGAAGUUCUACUUUUUACUCAAAAUGUAAAGAAAAUAUCAAUUUAUCACCUCCCCAAGGAUGGAACCCCAUUAAUGAUGCAGUGUAUCUAUGAAACAACAAAGAACAUCUCAAAAGUGAUAAGAGGUUUGCAUUUACCAGAGGUUCAGCAAACACAAAUUUUAAAAGCUUCAACCCAAGCCCUGCAAUCAGCAGAAUCAGCGCCACCAAUUCCAAUGCCCAAAGACACUCAAAAUCCAACAGUGUCCCUUCUUCUUGAAAUGUCCUCCAAAAUGGAUGCAGGUAGUGUGAGUAUUCGCAAAACUGAGGAGAAGAAAGAUUUCUGGCUGGUUACGUCAUGUAUGGGAGACCUCACAUCACAGAUGUUGACCAUGUGCCAGGGAUCUGGUCUUGUACCUACAGGUGGAGUGGCGGUUCAUUUGAAGGAGUGCAGUGUUGAAGGCAGCAUUAGACAUACACCACUUUGUACUCAGAAGGGAACAUUCUUUUGUUAUCUCCCUCUUCCAAUUUCCAGUGGAUUCUCAUUUCAUGUCAAUGGAAGCUUCUCUGUGGAGUCCAACCGCAAACAUCUAACUGAGAAAACAAUGGAUGAUAAAGUUUCAAAAGGAGCUGAAUGGAACCAAAUCAUCAUGAAGGAUGUCAUUCCCGAAGCACUUCGAUUUUGUCUUGAAGACUUGAGAGACUUAACAUGUGGUACACCUUACAGUUUUAGUGAAUUGUGGCCAACCUGUGGGAGCACAUAUAAACCAGUAUGUGAGCCUCUUGUGCAGCAGUUUUAUGCCUCCUUAUUUUCCACAGAGGAACAGCAGGCGCCCGCUUUAUUUUCAAAUGGGAAAAUAUGGGAAAAUGUCCAUAAUGUUGGUAUGCUCACAGAAGAUGUCAAGGGAUCAGAUAUAGUGACCCAUGCUGAAAGAAUAUUAGAAGAUUAUCUCCAGAAGAGGGGAAAGAUAUAUGUAAAAGUUCCCAGUGAGAUUAUGGAAACUAUGUUGUCAUUUGCCCCUGGAGAGAUUCAAGGAAAGAUCAUGUUUGACCUUCUCAGGUUAUACAAUGAAGCAGUUUUCCCAAACAUCAACACUCUUGAUGGAGAUGUCAGGGAUGCUUUGAUACUUUAUGCAAUUGACCAAGAUGAUGAAUAUCUGAAUAAACUCUUGCAGAGAUAUCCAUGCAUUCCUUCCACACCUCAUGGUGAGUUAAAGCAACCCUGUGCUCUCAUGCACCCAAACAGCAGAGCUACCCCAUUGUAUCACGAGGAAGAUGGGAUUUUCAUCAAAGGAACCAAAAGGUGUUACCUGAACUCAUGCCGCCUUCGGGUAUUGAACAAACUUGGCAUCUUUAAAGACAUCAGCGGUGAACAGAUUUUGGAGAGAGCCAAAAGUGUUGCUGGUCUCCAUCAAACUGAUAAUGCAAGAGGAGUAGAAAGAGUAAAGGAGAUAUUGCAGUACCUAGACUGGAGGCUGAGUAAAAAAGAAGGAAGUAAAUUGAAAAGUGAACUCAGUGGCGUAUUACGUGAAGUGCCAUUCCUUCCAGUUAAGCCCAAACCAGACGGUUACCCACUUCCAUGGAAAGGCAAGCACAACAAUAUUGCUGCACCUAAAGAAUGCUUUUCAACAGAUGUAGAAACUUUAGUAUCUUCUACUGCUGCUGUUAUCGACAGAAGGGAAUUGAAAAUGAAGGGAAGUGUGGAGAUGUUGCUCAAAAUAAAGUCUCGAAGAGAUGUUGAACUUGACCAGGUAUGGGACCAGUUUGAUGAGGCCAUCGCAGCUGCCCCAAAGUGCGGAAAGUUUGAAAAGCUGAAAGAUAUUAUGAAGGACAUUUAUCAGUUUCUGAAUUAUAUACUGCAAAGGGAACCUGCACAACAGUUCGCUAUCAGUAAUGCACUGCAAGGGAGAAGUGCAGUGUACAUUCCGCAGUCACAAGAGUUUGUCUCAGGCAGUAAAGUUAUAUUCAACUCCAAGGACAGAUUUGAGCCACUUCUUUUUGGGUGUCCUUAUGAUUGGAGAGACUUCCCUGAUGUCAUGGAAGCUGCUGGUGUUCGAGAAGACUUUGAUAUUGCAGAUUAUAUAAUGGCCCUACAAAAACCACAUCAAACAUACAGCAAAAAAUCACUGCCAUCAUACAUACGUCAAAUUGUGUCUGCAUUACAGCAGAAAAUUGAGAAUGAGGUAAAAUCUGAGCAAGUACCCCUCACAACGAAAUUGAAAUCAAUUGAAGAUAAAAAUGGACCUAUUUAUUUACCAGAUGAAGAUGGAGUGAUGUCUGAAGCAAAGGGACUUUAUUUUGAUGAUUGCUCAUGGCUUGAGAAUGAUGAUGAUGACAUGCAUUGUGCACACAAAGAUUUUCCAUUUCAUGAAGCUAAAGGCCUUGGUGUUCAGACGAAAAGAGGUGAAAAGCUUAGAAAAUGUUCAAUGGGUAUACCCUUUGGUCAGAAGGAAAAACUUACAAAUAGAAUCAAAAGAAUACUAGAAGGAUACCCCUGUGACCAGGAUAUCCUGAAGGAGCUCCUACAAAAUGCAGAUGAUGCAAAGGCAACUGAAGUUCACUUUGUUUUAGAUCCCAGAAAGCAUUCCACCGACCGCAUAUUUGAGGAUUGUUGGAAGCCAUUGCAGGGACAAGCUUUGUGUGUUUACAACAAUAGUCCAUUUACUCAAGCAGACAUAGAGGGUAUUAGCAACCUAGGUGAGGGAAGCAAGAGUGAAGAUCCAAACAAAACAGGGCAAUAUGGGGUUGGUUUCAAUGCUGUAUAUCAUCUCACAGAUGCCCCAUCUUUCUUAACCAAAGGACAGGAAAUUGGAGAAACAUUGUGUGUCUUUGAUCCACAUUGUAUUUAUGUGCCAGGUGCGUCUUUUGCAGAGCCUGGAAGGCGUUAUGAUGACAUUCCAAAGUUAAGGAAGUCUUUCCCAGAUGUAUUUGCAAGCUACUUGGAUGACAUGAGAGAAUCUUUUCCAAUGGAGGAAGCUACCUUGUUCCGAUUGCCACUCAGGAAUGAAAACAUGGCCAGACAGUCUAAGAUAAAACCAAGACCUGUUACCAUUCCAGAAAUGCAGUCCCUCAUGGCAACAUUUCGAGGUAAUUUAUUUUUGAUGAUGCUAUUUCUCAAUAACAUUAGGAAAAUAAGUGUCUCAGAAAUAAAUAUGGACACUGGAGAGCUGCAGGACACAUACAGUGUUGAGGCCCAUCUCAGUGAUGAAGAUGCACAUGCACAGCAGUCCUUUCUUCAGGAUAUGGUGAACAGCUCAGGGAGACUGAAAACACAAAAACUGACAGUGGAACAGUUACAUCCCAUCAAUGUUUCUUUCACCAUGUCCUUAGAAGACAACAAAGGCAGAUUAGAAACAUGGCUUAUCACCCAACAGUUUGGCUUCAGCAAUCCAAGCUCGAUAUCUACAACUUUAAAGAAGGCCCUCCGGGACAGAGAGUUGGGAUUACUGCCACGUGGAGGAGUAGCACAUCUGCUUCCACCUGACAGUUUACCGACAGAGAAAUUAGACCUCCCAAAAGGCAGGUUAUUUUGCUUCCUGCCACUCCCACUGAUAACAAACCUCCCUGUUCAUAUCAAUGGUCACUUUGCACUGGAUCAUGAAGCCAGGAGAAACCUUUGGAUGAACACUGAAAAUACUGAUGUGAAAACUGAGUGGAACAACACAUUAAUAGAGCAAACAGUUGCACCUUGCUACACUAACAUGCUUCAGCAAACAAAGAUGAUUAUCAUGAAAGAGAUGUCUGGAGGUGAUGAGACCCAGAUAAGAAGAUCUUUGAGCCAGUAUUGUGAGCUCUUUCCAGAUAUCCAGCAUCAGGAGAAUUACAUGCGUUAUCUGUCUCAAAAGGUAUACCAGUUGACCAGUGAACUUCAUCUGAGGGUUCUCCCAGUUUUGCGACAUGCAAGAGUGAGUGAGACGGGAUUUAAAGUUGCAUGGUUUCCACCUACAGGAAGUGGAAAAGAUGAAAUAUUCUUUGAUGACUUAGAUACCCAGAUUCAGGAACCAGGGUCAGGGUUCAGAGAUACAUCAAAAUGUCAAGAACCAUCCUCCAGAGAGAUU